AUUCUCUCUCACCGUUUAGCUGUCGUUCUUUGCGUAACAUCCACUCCAACAACAACACUCGAUUUCAGACAACAUCAUGUCUUCUUCAGAUAGAGCUGAUAAACUCAAUCUUCAACAUUUUGAUGAAAAGAAACUUCAACAGAUGUACCUAUGUCAUAAGUUGUAUUUGAAAAAACGAUUGCUCCAGAAAAAAAAGAUCAGGAAAUUUUAUAGCUACGAAGAAUUUUGUAAACAGUUGGUAGAAGUGUGUAAUCUUCGAGCAAAAUACGGACUUGAUCCACCAAAGGAACCUGCCAAGGAGCUCAUUCAAAGUGCUCCAGUCAAUACUGGUGUUGAUGCAAGAAAAAGUUACCAUGCAUCUGUUUACAGAGCCUCUCUCCAAAAUGAUGCAUCCAGGAGGAGUAAUAAACACAGUAAGGUGUCGGGAAUAGCGAAGGGAAAGGGUGAAGCUGGCGAGGGUGGUUCCAGACAACAUUGUGUGCAAGAGGUUACCAGUUCUACGAUCAACGACAGGCUCUCCGUGGAGGUGGAAGUGUGUAAUCUUCGAGCAAAAUACAGACUUGAUCCACUAAAGGAACCUGCCAAGGAGCUCAUUCAAAGUGCUCCAGUCAAUACUGGUGUCGAUUCAAGAAAAAGCUACCAUGCAUCUGUUUACAGGGCCUCUCUCCAAUCAUCUGCAUCCAGGAGGAGUAAUAAACAUAGUAAGGUGUCGGGAAAAGCGAAGGGAAAGGGUGUAGCUGGCGAGGGGGUUUCCAGACAACGUUGUGUGCAAGAGGUUACCAGGUCUACGAUCAACGACAGGCUCUCCGUGGAGAAAGGAAAGAAUAAACUUUGGCAGAACGAAGAUAGGUUAAUUCGUCCGACCCAAGGUGUGGUGAUCAAUGAGGGCAUGGAAGGCAAACGCAAGAGAGGAGGUCAUCGCGAAGUUGAUGCCGGAGGUAACGGGAAACUAAAGGGUAAGGCUAUAGGUUCUUCGGAAGCCCCCGAUGCUCAAAGCGUCGACUAUGAAUUCACAAGUAUAUCAUCCAACAACAAUAGGUAA
This is a messenger RNA of Vicia villosa (hairy vetch), 1042 nucleotides long. RefSeq lists its product as uncharacterized. NCBI's taxonomy places the organism in Eukaryota, Viridiplantae, Streptophyta, Magnoliopsida, Fabales, Fabaceae. Bases 77 to 1042 code for a protein of 321 amino acids. The record is from RefSeq and is a predicted model, not a curated record. The transcript is spliced from 4 exons.